This is a messenger RNA of Rhodotorula graminis WP1, 1541 nucleotides long. RefSeq lists its product as uncharacterized. Bases 21 to 1541 code for a protein of 506 amino acids. The record is from RefSeq and is a predicted model, not a curated record. NCBI's taxonomy places the organism in Eukaryota, Fungi, Basidiomycota, Microbotryomycetes, Sporidiobolales, Sporidiobolaceae. The transcript has 2 exons.
GACCUGUGCAGCGCUUCAAGAUGGACAACGAGAUCUUCAUCAGCGCGUCGUCACCAGAUCACUCUCCGCCUUUCCCUCUGCUCCGCCUGCCGAACGAGCUCAUCGACAAGGUGUUUGAGCACGCCUACGCGGACCAAGACGACCGCGUCCUCGGCCGCAUGCCCGCCUGCCGCCGCCUCGCGCCCAUCCAGCGCGCUCACCUGUACCGCCGCGUCGAGAUCCACUCGCCCGACGAGUUUGCCCUGUUCCGCCGCACCGUCGUGACGACACCCGAGAUCUGCAAGCUCGUCAUGGACCUGUCCAUCUUCGUCCGCGACGAGCACGACGGCUUGAGCGACCCGGACGAGGACGGCGAGGCGCUGUCGCCCGAGGACGUGGCCGCCAGCAUCAUCCCGCCGAGCGCCAUAGCUGCGGUCCUUUCUCGCCUAUCCCGUAUCGAGGCCCUGAGGCUCGACGGGCUCCGAUCGGCCCGCCUCGCCGUCGUCCUCAGCGAGACGGCGUCUCACUCGCUCGCCUCGAUCAAGCGCCUGGUGCUUCAAAGCGCCGAGGGCGAGCCGGGCCACACCGGCAACGAGUACGACGCCGAUGCCGAGCGGGCCUGGGUCGGGCAACUCGUUCGUCUGUCGGCCCUCGAGUUCCUGUCGGUCGCCCAGAACCGCACGGACGCACCAGUUCUGCCGGUCCUGCGGGUCCCGCUCACCCUCCCGCGAGUGACCCGCCUCUCUCUCAAGGGCACCAUUGUCCAGGAGACCUGGAGGGGGCCGGACCUGCGCACGCUCGUGCCGCAGCUCGUCGACCUCGAGAUGGCCGACUUCUCGCCCGUCAUCUGGUUCGCCUCGCUCCUCAACACAGCUCCGACCGGUCUGCGCAAGCUGUCGAUGAAGUCGGUCGGCGUGCCGGUCGACAGCGGAGCUGCGCACUCGAUCCACGGUAUCCUGCCGCGCUUCGACCAACUCGAGCACCUCGUGGUGUGCAACGGCGUCCUGUCGAAGGACCUCAACCUGCGCCUCCAGUGCCUGCGCAGCCUCGAGCACAUCCGCUCGUUGCGCAUUUUCGGGCCCAUCGCCACCGACGAGCUCCUCGCCCACGUCCUCAAGGACGCGGGCCACCUGCCUCGCCUCGAGCGUCUCGGCCUGUCGCACAUCGUCAGCAGCAAGGGCGGGCGAGUCGCCGACGUCGGCCGUGCAGCGACCUCAUCGACCCGCUGCCGCUGGGAGCACUGGCCGAUGUGCACCGGGUGGUUCGCUCCAGAGUACCCGAGCGGGUGCACCGAGGCGGGUCUGCGCCAGGCGAUGACGGCCGCCGAGGCGAGGGGCAUCGUCGUCGAGGGCACGACGCUCGAGGCGCUCGAGUGGCACGCCGCGUUCGAGGCCGAGCGGCGCGCGGCGCAUCUCGCGCACGGCGACGAGCAGCGCGACCACCGGCUCGCGAGGCAGGUCCUCGGCGACGUCGUCGUUGACGAGCACCUCGUCGCUCGCGCGACGUCGGGCGUCACGGGCGUCGCGGUGGCCGGCGAAGCCGUGGAGGACGACGUCGUGUGA